AUGAGAGGUAAAUUAACAUUAAUUUUCAAACCAUAAAAACUGUUUCUAGUGUUGGUAUAUCUUCUCUCAGUUGGCCUAGUGCUGUCACAGAACCCGGAAGGAAGAGAUGAAAAGUACACGUACAAACAGCUCUGCAUUGUGGAUUCCAAAGCUCAAGUUCUUGAUGGUCAGUCAUCAUGAUUAUACUUUUUCUCUCAAUUUAACCUUUAGGAUUUGAUUGCCGUAAUCAAGUUGCUGUUGCAAGAUGGCAAAACGCUGUGAAUACUACUGGGUAUGUUUGUCUGAUGAUGACAUUUCAACUAAAUUUUGUCAUUAUCUUCACAUUAUCAUUUCAUUUUUAGUGUUUGAUCAUUUAACUGUUCAGAUGGACCUUUUUGGAAGUCGAAACCAAAGCAAACUACUGUCCUCAACUCCAAGCCUAUUCUGCUGGAUACCUCGAGGGUCUCCUGUCCAAAACCGUCCUCUCCUAUCACUUGAAAAACGCACAAGAAGAUUAUUGCAAGAACUUCACAGGAUACUGCACCAGACUCUCCGACUUCCUCACGGAGAACCAGAAAUGGAUUCAGAGCAGUUUGGAGACCAGUGCCCCGGAUGACUUGUAUUGGGGAGCAGUCAACAGAACCUAUCAUCAAAUUUCUGGACUCAUUGACGCAUAUGAAGGCCGCGAGUUCAACCCAAGAAUCACGUAUGAACUUCACCCGAUUCUCUACCUCAACUUGAACGGAGACUUCUAUGAUUUGGAAAAGAAGCUGAAUAAGACUAGAGACCCAGCUUUUGAGCAAACUGGUGGAAAAUGCUCUGGACUGAUUAAAGUUGCUCCAGGAAAUGCUGACUUAUUCAUCUCCCAAGUGACUAUGUCUGGAUUCCAAAACAUGCUCAGAGUUAUCAAGCUCUACAAGUUUGGAUAUGGUAUGCUGAUUUAAAAAAAUAGCAUCAAUAAUGUCUCUUUGUUCAGACCGCCAGUUCUACCCAGGAUACGCUAGUGCUUUCUCUUCGUACCCAGGACUUUUGUACUCUUCCGAUGACUUCGCUCUUCAGACUUCUGGAUUGGUAAGUUUGAACUAGAAAAUGUGAAAAUUACAAUUUGUAUUUAUUACAGGCCGUUAUUGAAACUACAAUCAGUGUCUUCAAUACUUCCCUCUUUGAGAACACCAAACCAGUCGGGCAGCUCCCAACCUGGGUUAGAGCUAUUGUUUCCAACCAACUCGCCCGUGAUGCUAGAGAAUGGUGCAAGAUCUACUCGCUGUACAAUUCCGGAACUUAUAAUAACCAAUGGGCGGUUCUGGAUUACAAGAAAUUCAUCCCGAACCAACCACUUCCCAAGUUCGGACUCUUCUACGUUUUGGAACAAAUGCCGUACGUCCCACAAAUAUAAAGGUUUACUCAAAGAAACCACUUUCAGAGGAAAGAUUGUGUACUCCGAUUUGACCUGGUUUAUUGAAAAGUACUCUUACUUCCCAUCUUACAACAUCCCGUUCUUCAAGGAGAUAACCGAGAUUUCCGGAUUCAUCGGACAGGCGGCCAAGCUCGGAGACUGGUUCAAAUGGGGAGCAUCCCCAAGAGCAAAGAUUUUCGAUCGUGAUCAUAUUAAAGUUCACGAUUUGAAUACUUUGACCGCGCUUAUGAGGUUUGUUUGAUUUGAUGAGCGUUGCAAAUGAUUGAUGACUGAUAACAAUUCAGAUACAACGAUUAUCAAAAUGAAGAGUUCUCUAAGUGCAAGUGCAACCCGCCAUACUCGGCCGAGGCCGCCAUUUCUGCUCGUGGUGACUUGAACCCGGCGAAUGGAACUUACGAGUUUCCAGGACAGGGACAUGUGAAUCACGGUGCUCUUGACUACAAGGUACCCAAAAAAGUGAAUAUGACCGGGUUACCAAAGUAUUUUGUAGGGAACGAAUGCUGAACUCAUGAAGAAGCUUCAAUUUGUUGCUCAAGGAGGCCCAACCUGGGGCAAAGUUCCUUCGUUCAAGUGGAGCGAGUUUGAUUUUGUAAGUUUUACGUCUGACAUUACAAAUUUCAAUGGAAAAAGUGUUCAGAAGGAUAAGGUGAGCCACGUCGGACACCCGGACGAAUGGAAAUUCAACACUCUUGUUCACAAAUGGGAAACUGAGCUCUAA
Messenger RNA from Caenorhabditis sp. 36 PRJEB53466, 2114 nucleotides. The record is from the annotation of a GenBank genome assembly. Lineage: Eukaryota; Metazoa; Nematoda; Chromadorea; Rhabditida; Rhabditidae.